This is a messenger RNA of Dreissena polymorpha, 462 nucleotides long. RefSeq names its product pleckstrin homology domain-containing family B member 2-like. Gene Ontology annotation, biological process: regulation of cell differentiation. The record is from RefSeq and is a predicted model, not a curated record. Gene Ontology annotation, cellular component: membrane. The transcript is spliced from 4 exons. NCBI's taxonomy places the organism in Eukaryota, Metazoa, Mollusca, Bivalvia, Myida, Dreissenidae. The coding region runs from base 1 to 462 and encodes 153 amino acids.
AUGGCUUCACUGGUGACUGACAAAGAUGACGUGAUUCUGCUGAAGGCGGGGUGGAUUUUUAGACAAAAGCCGCUGUUCAAGAAAUGGAAGAGAUCGUGGAUGGUUGUCAGUCUAGGGGGAAACCUGAAGUGCUUCGCCAAAAAGCGCAGCAGUCGCCCGCAGACGACAUUCAACCUGAAGCUUGAUCUAGUCUCGUUUAAACAAGGUGCACAGUGCCGAACGCUACUCCCGCCACCGGAAGUUCCGACCACGUGUCUGAUAGAGAUGUACUUUACCGGGGACCGGAAGUUGAGCCUGUGUGCGCACGACAUGGAUAGUGCCGCCUUAUGGAUACAAGCAAUUACGAAGGCCCAGUCGGAUAAGGCCCUGCCCACGCCGAAGUAUUCCCGAAAGAACCGAACCAAAGAGGACGCAUUGAAAGAAGAGAGCCAGGAACAGAACAAGCGACAGCAGAAAUUGUGA